Molecule: messenger RNA, 702 nt
Organism: Entrophospora candida
Lineage: Eukaryota; Fungi; Glomeromycota; Glomeromycetes; Entrophosporales; Entrophosporaceae
Source: the annotation of a GenBank genome assembly
AUGGACCCAUUUGAAGUGAGAUUAGAAUUUAUAAGUCAUCUAAAAAGUCUUAAUGCAUCGCAACCUUACAUCAAAAAGUGUGUAAAAUAUGCAAUUCAAAAUAAAGGAUGUUAUGAAGAUUUAUACAGAUGUAUAUUGGAAGUUAUGGACCAAUCAACCAUCCUACCAAGAUUGAAUUUACUUUAUUUCAUUGAUGCUUUACUCGAGAGUUCAAAAUCUAUAAAUUUCAAAGGAUACAUUGAACUUAUUAAACAAGAUUUAAAUAAAUUAAUUCUGGAUGUUACAAGUGGUCCAAAUGGGAUCAUUAAUGUUAUGGAUGAACUGCAAGUGCAAGAACAAAACCAAGAAUUACAAGAACAACCACCACAAGGGCAAAGUCCACAUCAUCAAGAACCACAACAAUCAUUAAAACAAAAUUUACAACAACAAUUAAAAUCUUCAACAUUAAUGUUAAAUAAUUUAUCAAAGAAUGACAUACUUAAACGAAUGGAAGAUGAUCGUGAAAGAUCUAAACAUGUUAGAGAAGAAAUUUGGCAAAUUGAUUAUUCAAUUCCAGAUUUUGAAGCUGAAAAGUUAUGGGAAUUCACAUCAGAUUUGGAUGAUGAUGAUUUUGAAUGGAUGAGAAUUCAAAAUAAAAAAUAUUUUCCUUGUUAUACUUGGAAAAAAAAUUUUGGAUUAAAAGAUUUUGAAAAACAGGAUUAA